Messenger RNA from Gaeumannomyces tritici R3-111a-1, 2414 nucleotides. RefSeq lists its product as hypothetical. Bases 506 to 2230 code for a protein of 574 amino acids. Gene Ontology annotation, cellular component: membrane. The transcript has 4 exons. Gene Ontology annotation, molecular function: amino acid transmembrane transporter activity. Gene Ontology annotation, biological process: amino acid transmembrane transport. The record is from RefSeq and is a predicted model, not a curated record. NCBI's taxonomy places the organism in Eukaryota, Fungi, Ascomycota, Sordariomycetes, Magnaporthales, Magnaporthaceae.
GCUCAUCUGUCGGGGCCCAUCAAGUCAAUGGCCUCCCGACGUUCGAACGGCCGUCGCCCUCCAGUCAGAGACAAGAUGAUAAUCUGGCUGCGGGGCCGAACCACGACAGCGACCCUCCCUGGUCUUCCCCAGUGACAACUUAAUGAAUCCCUCCGCAUUUUUUACAUAAAAGAAACCACACCCCGACUUUCCUCCCUGCUCUGCUGGCCCGCGCCCUCCCUCUCCCUCCUCAUUCUCUCCUUUCCCCCAGAGGAAUCGCUCCUCCUAGUCUCGCCACUUCCCCGCGAGCAAGCUUGGCCCGGCCUACCUUGCCCGCCUUUUUACCUAAUCCCCAGUUCUUAUGGUGGAAUUUCCCACACCUAAUCCUUAUUCUUGUUCCUCGAUCGAGUCCUGCCCUCGGCGACGCACGUGGCCGUGACAUCAUUAGCACCGUCCGAUCGAACCAUACCCCGGAUUUACCAAGAUCGCGCAUUUGAGACCCGCAACCGCGAGAAUUGCUGUCAAUAUGUCCUCCUCCAACGAGGAGAUUGGCGUCGAGCCCAAGAAGCAGACGUCUCCGGACGCUGUUUCCAAGCCCGAGGCCGGCACCGUUGACUUCCGCCAGGAGGACUUCUGGACCCGCAAUGGCCUCUCCCUCAAGUCUUUCCAACGGAGGGAGUAUGGCACUGGUAUCGUGGAUCUGGAGCAGAGCAUGAAGGGCAGGCAUCUGCACAUGAUUGCCAUUGGUGGCUCGAUCGGUGCUGGUUUCUUCGUCGGUUCCGGUGGCGCUCUUUCCAAGGGUGGCCCUGGUGCGCUUCUCGUCAACUUCCUGAUUAUCGGUGUCAUGAUGUUCAACGUUGUCUACGCUCUCGGCGAGCUGGCCAUCAUGUACCCUGUUUCUGGCGGCUUCUACACCUACUCUAACCGGUUCAUCGACCCGUCCUGGGGCUUUGCCAUGGGCUGGAACUACGUCUUUCAAUGGGCUAUCGUCCUGCCACUUGAGCUCACAGUUUGCGGUAUCACCAUCCAGUACUGGAACCCGGACAUCAGCGUCGGUGUUUGGAUCGCCGUCUUCUGGCUUGCUAUCGUCAUCGUCAACAUCUUUGGCACGCUCGGCUAUGCCGAGGAGGAGUUUUGGUCUUCGGUUUUCAAGCUGGGGGCAACCAUCGUCUUUCUCGUCAUUGCCUUGGUCCUCGUGCUUGGCGGUGGUCCCAAGAGCGGCCGUUACGGCGAAUACUGGGGUGACCGCCUCUGGCACGAGAGUCCCCCUUUCAAGAACGGUUUCCGCGGCUUUUGCAGUGUUUUCGUCACUGCCGCCUUUGCCUUCAGUGGAACCGAGCUCGUCGGCCUGGCCGCUGCUGAGGCGCGCAACCCCGUCAAGGAGAUGCCCGGCGCCAUCAAGCAGGUGUUCUGGCGUAUUACUCUCUUCUACAUCCUUGGUCUCUUCUUCGUCGGCCUUCUGGUCAGCGCCAACGACCCGCGCCUGCUCGGUGCCAGCUCCCACGAUGUCGCCGCAUCUCCCUUCGUGCUCGUCGGAAAAUAUGCCGGCCUCGUUGGUUUCGAUCACUUUAUGAACAUCACCAUCCUCGUUUCUGUCCUUUCUAUCGGUGUCUCGGCUGUGUACGGUGGAUCGCGUACCCUGACGGCUCUGGCCCAGCAAGGCUACGCCCCCAAAAUUUUCAGCUACAUCGACCGCUCUGGCCGCCCACUCUACAGCGUGGGCAUCAUUAUCGCCUUCGGCCUUCUCGGCUUCGUCAACAUGAACGCCCAGGGUACUGUCGUUUUUAACUGGCUGCUUUCGCUUUCAUCCCUGGCUGCGCUUUUCACCUGGGGCUCGAUUUGCCUGUCGCACAUCCGGUUCCGCAAAGCCUGGGCCCACCACGGUCACACCGUGGACGAGAUCCCAUUCAGGGCCAUCGGCGGCAUUUGGGGCUCCUACAUUGGCUUGACCAUGUGCUUCCUCGUCCUGGCCGCUCAGCUCUUCUCCGCCAUCGCGCCUGCCCCCAAGGAAGGCCAGGAGCCCACGAUUGCUAGCGCUGAGGACUUUUUCUCGGCCUUCCUCGCCUUCUUCGUCGUCAUCUUCUUCUGGAUCGUCGGAUACCUCUGGAAGAGAGAGGGCUGGCUCAGGACGGAGCAGAUCGAUGUCGAUUCGGGCCGCCGCGAGCUCCCCUGGGACGAGAUCCACGCCUACCGUGCCGAGCUGGCGGCCAUGCCCACCUGGAAGCGCAUUUGGCACACCGUUUUUGUUUGAUCCUAUUCGAGCACUAUGGUGGACCAAGUGUGCUGGGUGAUGACACGCGGAGCCGUAUCAAUGCUGUCUCAUCUGAGGAGUGUCAACCUGGGUGCGGCAUGUUUGCCCCCCUGGUUAUGUAUGUCUGGAUUGGAUACCUUUUCUUUGUGAUACCUCUGCCAUGUUACCAGUGCUCAUAAGCUAC